AUGGAGAUUUUCACAAUAGAAGAUUUAUUUCACGAAGAGUCUUCGACUAUCGGCUCAACGAAUAAUACAUCAAAUUCAAUUCGAAUUGAGACCGAUGAAGAAACUGUUACUCAUAGUGUCAACAAGUCGAAAGAAUCAUCAACGGUUAAACAAGAACUGCCUCCAUGCAUGUCAAAUUCAGUUAAAGCAACUUUAAUAUCUGCUGUGUUCACAAGCUUAGUGAUGACUAUUGCCAUUCUAAUAGUCUGUUUUACAUCACCAAAACCUCCAGGUAAAAUCUGUACAUAUAUUUUAAAAUCGGAAGCUCGUAAUUUAAUUAGCGAUGAUUCUCAUCCGCAUUCAAUUGUCGUUGCUGAUCUGAAUAGCGAUGGUCUUCCAGAUGUAGUUGUCGCAAAUUCUGCUACCAAUAAUAUAGGUAUAUUCAUUCGACGUGAUAAUACUACUUUUACAGAUCCAAUAAUGUUUUCUACCGGUGUUGGAUCAACUCCAUACUCAGUAACUGUUGCUGAUUUUAAUAAUGAUCAACAAAUGGAUAUAGUUGUAGCAAAUUUUCAUACUAAUAAUAUUGGUAUCUUUCUUGGAAUAGGUAAUGGUAAUUUUACAGCUCAAAUAAAUUUUUCUACUGAAUCAUCUCGACCACGAUGGGUUGCUGCUGGUCAUUUUAAUAAUGAUACAUUUUUCGAUAUUGCCGUGGUCAAUGAUGGCACGAACAGUAUCGGUAUUUUACUUGGUGAUGGUACUGGGCAAUUUGGAACACAAAAUAAUUUUUUCACUGGUUAUGAUUCUCUUCCAUAUGCACUUGUUAUUGCUGAUUUUAAUAAUGAUAAUAAAUCUGAUAUUGCAGUUGCUAAUUUUGGUACUAACAAUGUGGGAAUAUUUCUUGGAUAUGGAAAUGGAAUAUUUGCAGAACAAAUUAUUUUCACUACUGGUACUAAUUCACAACCAUAUUCACUGGCUAGUAGUGACUUGAAUGGCGACACUCAUAUUGAUAUUGUUAUCGUCUAUUCAGGUACAAAUAAUGUUGCCGUAUUAUUGGGAUACGGAAAUGGAUCAUUUGCAUUACCAACAAAGUAUUCAACUGGUAACAAUUCUUUGCCACUUUCCGUCGUUAUCGGAGAUAUAAAUAAUGAUACGAAACUAGAUAUCAUUGUAGCUAACAAUGGUAAUUCUAGUGUAAGCGUCUUUUUAGGAUAUGGAAAUGGAACGUUUUCAGAUCGAAAGAUAUUUUUCAUGAGUUAUAACUCUAAGCCGUACUCAAUUUCUACAGGAGACUUUAAUAAUGAUAAACAAAUGGAUAUUGUCGCUAUUAAUUAUGAUAAUAGUUAUAUUGAUGUUAUUCUUACCUAUUGGAAUUUUACAUUAUCAAGUCAAAUUAUCUAUCAAACACUUAGCGCAAAUUCUAAUCCAGAAUCAAUUGUUUUUUCAGAUUUCAAUAAUGAUGGUCGAGUAGAUAUGGCUGUUGCUAAUUAUGGAGCUAACAAUGUAGGUAUAUUACUUGGGUAUGGGGAUGGUAGCUUUUCACGACAGACUAUUUAUUCAACUGGAAGUGGUUCAGGACCGUCUGGUAUUGCUACAGGUGAUUUUAACAGUGAUCAUCGACAAGAUAUUGUUGUCGUUAAUUAUUUUACUAACAAUAUAGGAAUUUUUUUCGGAUAUGGUGAUGGUUCUUUUGCAAAUCAAGUUAUCUAUUCAACUGGCAUCUAUUCAAAUCCAUUUAGUGUUGCUACAUCUGAUUUGAACAAUGACAAUCAAUUGGAUAUUGCUGUUGUCAAUUAUUGGACUAAUAAUAUUGGAAUAUUUCUUGGAUGUGGAAAUGGUACGUUUUUAAGUGUCGCGACUUAUUUCACUGGCUCUUAUUCGGGUCCACGUUUCCUCGCCAUUGGUGAUUUGAAUAAUGAUAAACAACAAGAUAUUGUUGUCGUUAAUUACUUGUCUAGUACUGUUGGUAUUUAUCUUGGCCCUGGUGAUGGUACUUUUCUAAAUUACAUUGUGUAUUCAACUGGCAGUUAUUCAUAUCCUGAAUCUGUAUCUCUUGGUGAUUUCAAUAAUGAUCAUCAAUUAGAUAUUAUCGUUGCCAAUUAUUGGGCUAACAAUAUAGUUCUAUUUCUUGGAUGUGGGAAUGGAACAUGUUUUAGUCAAUUUACUUAUUCAGUAGGAAAUGGUUUUGGACCAAGUUCUCUUGCUAAUGGUGAUUUUAACAAUGACGGUCAACUUGAUGUUGUUGUCGCUAACUAUUUUGCUAAUAGUUUCAGUAUAUUUAUCGGUUUUGGUAAUGGUAGUUUCGCGGGGCAGAUUAAUUAUUUAACAGGCAGUAAUUCUUAUCCAUGGUAUGUUGCUGUUGGUGAUCUAAAUAAUGAUAAUCAAUCAGAUCUUGCAAUAGCCAAUUAUGGUUCUAAUAGCAUAGCUCUUUUUCUCAAAUAUGACAAUGACAGUUUUAAAAUCCAAAACACAUAUUCAACUAGAGAUUCAUCCCGUCCGCAGUCGGUUGUUGUCGGAGAUUUCAAUGACGAUGGUCAAAUGGAUAUUGCUGUCACUAAUUAUCAAGGUAAUACUAUAAAUAUUUUUCUUGGAUAUGCAAAUGGUAUGUUUUCAAGUCCAUGGAUCUAUUCUACUGGAACUUUUUCUUCACCACUAUCAAUCAAAACUGGCGAUUUCAACAAUGACAAUCAGUUAGAUAUCGUUGUCACUAACUCUUGGACAGGUAAUAUUGGUAUAUUUUUUGGAUAUGGAAACGGUACUUUUAAACCUCAGAUUACUUAUUCAACUGGUAGUAAUUCGCAACCAUAUGAUGUUGCCAUCGGUGAUUUUAACAAUGACAAUCGAUCUGAUAUCGCUGUCGCCAAUUAUCAAAAUAACAAUGUAGGUAUUUUCUUAAACUAUGGGGAUGGUAGUUUUUCUAAUCAAAUAACCUAUUCGACUGGUUCGAAUUCUGGACCACGUUUUAUUGGUGUCGCUGAUUUUAACAAUGACAGUCAACCAGAUAUCAUGGUCGUUAACCAAUGGAAUAAUAAUAUUGGUAUUUUCAUUGGAUAUCACAAUGCUACUUUCUCUUAUCAAACUACAUAUAGUGCUGAAAAGGGCUCAGCACCCUAUUAUGCUGCUGUUGGUGAUUUAAAUGGAGAUAAUCGACUAGAUAUAGUUGUUCUCUUAUAUGACAAUCGUGCAGCUCUUAUUUUUCUGGGCUAUGGUGACGGUACGUUCUCUCGACAAGAUGCUUUUUCAACGGGUAGUAAUACUGCACCAUUUUCAUGUGCCAUUGCAGACAUGAACAAUGACAAAUAUUUGGAUAUCAUUAUUAGUGAUUGUGAUGCUGGUAAAGUAAUUCUUUUAAUGGGAUUUGGAAAUGGAAGUUUUGCCAAUGAACAAAGCUAUUCAACUAUUGAUAAUUCUUGUUUAAAAUCAGUUGCUAUCUGUGAUUUCAACAACGAUAGUGUAUUAGAUAUUGUUGUUACCAAUUCAAAUAAUGAUAUGAUAGGAAUUAUGUUAGGUUCUAUUUAUACAAAUGGUGUACGUGAAAAUACAUAUUCUACAGGAACAUCUCCACAUCCACGAGCUAUUUCUCUUGGUGAUUUCAAUAAUGAUGCUCAAUUAGAUAUUGUACUUGCAAAUUAUGGAUCAGACAGUGUAGAAAUACUUUUAGGAUAUAAAAAUGGAAGUUUUCCAAUGCAAAUGAAAAUUUCAACUGGUAGUUUAUCUGUUCCAACAUCGACUGGUGUUGGUGAUUUUAAUAAUGAUAGUAUAUUAGAUAUUAUUGUUUCUAAUUCAUAUGCUGAAAAUAUAGGUAUUUUUUUCGGCUAUGGUAAUGGUAGUUUUGAGACACCACAAACAUAUUCAACUGGAAUUGGUUCUAUUCCACAAUCGGUCGCUGUUGGUGAUUUUAAUAAUGAUAAACAAUUAGAUAUUGCCGUUGCUAGUACUGGUACAGAUAGUACUUUUGUACUUUUACAAUAUAAUAGUGGAACUUUUCGUAAGCAAAUAUCAUAUGAUACUGGUAUUGACUCUACUCCUUGGUCCGUAUCGACAGGUGAUUUUAAUAACGAUGGAUGGGCUGAUUUUAUCAUCGUCUAUUCAGGUAGUGAUAGUUUAGGUGUAUUCUUAGGAGUAGGUAAUGGUACAUUUUUAAGUCCAACAAUAUAUUUUACUGGUAGUAAUUGGUAUCCAUGGGGUGUUAGCGUUGCUGAUUUUAAUAAAGACAAUCAUUUAGAUAUCGUUGUCAGCUAUUAUUGGUAUAGUAGUAUAGGUAUUUUUCUUGGAUUAGGUAACGGUACGUUUUCCAAUCAAACAACUUAUUCAACUGGUACUUAUUCUGGACCUAAUUUGAUGGCAACUGGUGAUCUUAAUAAUGAUAGUCGAGUAGAUAUCGUUGUUGCUAAUGCAUUUUAUAAUUAUAUAUGUAUUUUCUAUGGGAAUGGGGAUGGUACGUUUUCAAAUAUGAUUACCUAUUCAACUGGCUAUAAUUCAUGGCCAUUGUCAGUUGCCAUUGCUGAUUUUGAUAACAACAGUCUGCUAGAUAUUGUUGUAGCAAAUUAUGGAUCGUCGAAUAUUUGUAUAUUUAUUGGAUAUGGUAAUAGCACUUUCUCCGAACCAGUUUUCUAUUCAACUGGCCAACGCUCACUUCCAGAAUGGGUUUCCAUUGGAGAUUUUAACAAUGAUGCUCGAUUAGACAUCGUCGUUGCUAAUUUUGGUACCGACAAUGUCGGUGUAUUUUUUGGAAAUAAUAACGGUUCAUUUUCUCAGCAAAUGCUUUUUCCAACUGGUACUGAUUCCACACCUUCUUCCCUCGCUAUUGGUGAUUUUAACAAUGACAAUCAAUUAGAUAUUGGCCUUGCAAGCUUUGGAAAUAAUAACUUUGGCAUUCUUCUUGGAUGCUUCAACGGUACGUUUUUCAGCCAACUGACUUAUUCUACUGGUGAUAAGUCUCAACCAAAUAGUAUCGCUACUGUUGAUUUUAAUAAUGAUGGUCUUCUCGAUAUUGUUGUCCCUAAUUCAGCUACGGAUAGUGUAGAUAUUUUUCUUGGAUAUGCCAAGAAAACCUUCUUGAAUGCAGCAUCGUAUUCGACUGGUUUAUCUUCUCAACCAAUAUCUAUUGCUACUGCAGACUUCAAUAAUGAUACUCUAUUGGAUAUUGUAAUCGCUAACAAUGGAACAGAUAAUGUUAUGAUACUAUUUGGUUCUGGUUAUGGUACUUUCGUUGAUCAGAGAGUAUUUUCAACUGGUAAUGGAUCUCAUCCUUCCUCGGUAACCGUUAGUGAUCUUAACAAUGACAAUCGACCCGAUAUUAUCGUUACGAAUUCAGGUACUAAUAAUGUUGGCGUCUUUCUUAGUAAUGGUACUGAUACGUAUUCGAAUCAAAUGACGUAUUUUACUGAUCUUAGUUCUCAACCACAAUCAGUUGUUCUAGUAGAUUUUAAUAAUGAUACUCUUCUAGAUAUUGCUGUGACUAAUUAUGGAGCGAAUAGUGUAGGUGUUUUUUUCGGUUAUAGUAACGGAAGUUUUGCAACACAAAUGAUAUUUCUUACUGGUUUUGGUUCACGUCCCUAUGCACUCGUUGCUGGUGAUAUAAACAAAGAUAAUUUGACUGAUAUUGUUGUUACUAAUGAUGGUUAUGGCAAUAUUGAUAUUCUCAUGAAAACUUGUUAA
Adineta steineri is the source of this 5640-nucleotide messenger RNA. The record is from the annotation of a GenBank genome assembly. Lineage: Eukaryota; Metazoa; Rotifera; Eurotatoria; Adinetida; Adinetidae.